AUGGAAAAGUUCAUCUCAGACUCCUUGCUAAGCUCGAGCACCAGGUUCAUGGAUGUCCUUCGCCGCGUGUGUUCCAGGCUCGUUGACCGGCUAGAUCGUCACAUACACGAAGCUGGCCUAGAUCAGCAGAAUCUCGAGAUUCGCGCUCACUUUGCCAACAACGACAUCGACCCUCGGUCAACUGAUGAUGAUGCGACUGGACUUCUUGUCGGCGAGACGGCGAGCAUCUGCUCCAACAGCGAAUCUGUGUACUCCUGUAGCAAUUUGAAUCGUCUCCAUGGGACUAGUCGAUAUCGAAUUCCCGCCAGAAGUGUCAGGGAACAGGUGCGGGCCGCGCCAUCUCCCGGCGACCCAGGCGAUGCGCAAUACCCAAAGUAUCACGGCGGCUAUGAACAUUGGGAGCAUAUCUACAAGUUAAGAUCCAAGCCGCCGUGGGUCGAGUUUCCCAUCCUCACUCACCGCAACGGACGCAUCUGGACCCAGGGACAACCCCCAGGGCCCGUGAGGGCCGUCUACAACAAUGCGGACCGCUCGAAAUUUGAUGUGGUCUAUCACGACCGCAGCGCGGCUCGCCGAGGAGUCGACAACGGUUUUACCAAAGCCAUCUACCGGCCGGGGAGGCGGCCCCUGAAUAGUCCCAACCAGGAGAGGACCAAUGUACCGGACACCAGUUACCAUUGUACUCAUGUCCCGUCAGGCCUACAUGGGACCCCGGAGGUGUGCAGUCUUUCCUCAGGGACCGAGUCAAGGACAAAGGAGUGUGGUGACUCUGGCGAGCCCGACAGCGGUGGUAGUAGUGUGGUAUCCUGA
Molecule: messenger RNA, 810 nt
Organism: Thermothelomyces thermophilus ATCC 42464
Lineage: Eukaryota; Fungi; Ascomycota; Sordariomycetes; Sordariales; Chaetomiaceae
Exons: 4
Coding region: 1-810 (269 amino acids)
Molecular function (GO): RNA nuclease activity; RNA binding
Source: RefSeq, a predicted model, not a curated record